CAACAGACAGUGCCUAUCCUAUCUGAUCAGCAAAGGGAAGUAGUUCCAAAGGCCUGGUUCCGACAUCAUGCAGAAUGGAACUCCUGAUAGGAUGAUAUCUGCAGAUUUUCUUCUGCAGAAUGUAGUGAUCAGCUGGAUGUAUAAGGGAUAAACAAUGUUUUGGGUAACCUGGUCCCAAACUGUAUGGACAUUUGGUAUACCAGCACCAAUUCCUUGAACUUAGCUCAGUAGCUAAUGCAGCCAGUGCAAUGCUUUCAGUAGUGGCAUAAUAUUAUGGUGAUAUUCAAACUCAAGGGCAGCUCCACAUAGAGCACAUUGCAGUAGUCCAAUCUGGAAAGCAGUGCACGGACGACAGACAGUGGCCAGGGCCAGUAGCUGUCUUGCCAAGGUUGGUAAAAGGUUGAGUCACAGAGGUCACCUGGGCCUCUAGCACCAGAGAUGGAUCCAGGAACAGCGCCCUCCCCCAACCUCCUGCCCAGAUCCUAAACCUGCUUGUUCAGGGGGAGUUUGAAACCAUAUAAAGUCAGCCCAUCAGGUUGAGUUACUUUAGACUAGCCAUGCUACUUCUUAAGACGCAAGACCUAUUCAAAUAUGCAGCCGCCUCCUUUUGCCCUCGGAAGCGACUCAGUGCAGGCAGGAGGGGGUCCUGCCUUUGUUUCUUUUUGAGAAUGUUUGAGUUCAUUCUCGUUGGAGAACAAUGGCUUGGCUACAAGGCAGCAACUGGAGCGACGGAAUAUUUUCUGGAAAAAAUACGAGAUGACUGGUAGUUUAGAAAUUUUAACUUUUGUAUUCAGAAACCAAAGCAAUCCUCUCUCGGCCCCCUCCUUACCCUUCGAGGAAUUGAGCAGCCUUCUCCCCGGCGGACACUCGGCCUCCCUCAGUCGCCCAGGUGACUCGGCGCGGCUCCGUCCCGGCGGAAACAGGCGCCUCCUCCAAGGGCGGAAGCCCCUCCCCGGCGAAGGGGGCGGGGCCUCCGGGGAGAAACAUGGCGGCGCUGAGGAGCGUGAAGGUGAGGCGGCGGCGGCGGCGGCGGGGAGGGGCUGGCGCCCAACCCCGAGAGCGAGGCCGGCGCUCCUGAGGGCCGUGAGAGAAGCCGGGGCGAUGCCUUUCCCGAGAUGCUGGGGAAGCAGCUGCCGCGAGGAAGGCGCGUGUCUGAGGAGGCGCCCUGGCGCGCCAGCUUGGGGUCUCCCCGGCGGGCAGAAGCGCCACGAGGCAGCUUCUCCCAGGGAAGUCAUGGGGUGGUCUUCCCUUUGCUUCCAACAGCGUUAUGACAGGCGCCCCCCCCCCCCCGUGAAGCACAGGAGCUCUGUCGGGGGGAAGGAAUGAUGGGCACUGCUGGCACCUUUUCCACCCAGGGAAUCCUGGGCAGCACCGGGGUGGGACUGAGCCUGGAAGGCAUUUAACACUUUCGAACCUCUUGGCACGCCUGCUUUACCUGAAGGAUAAUGUUCUCUUUGUUCUCUUGACUUCCAGGGAGUGGUUGGCCUGGUGACCGGUGGGGCUUCAGGCCUCGGCCGGGCCACGGCAGAGCGGCUGGUGCAACAGGGAGGCAGCGCGGUGCUUGUGGAUCUGCCCAAGUCCGACGGGGAGAGCGUGGCCAAAUCGCUGGGAGAGAGAUGCAUCUUUGCUCCGGCUGAUGUAGGGAUUUUUCAAAGGGGGAUUUGAUAAAGAGGUUGUACCCAUAGAGGAGCAGCUGAGCUAAGUGGUUUCCUCUUCUUUCCCAGGUAACAUCAGAGUCAGAUGUGAAGGCUGCCCUAGCACUGGCACGGGAAAAGUUUGGCCGUGUGGAUGUGGCAGUGAACUGUGCUGGGAUUGCAGUGGCUGUCAAGACCUAUAAUAUUAAGAAAGACCUUCCUCACAACUUGGAAGACUUCCAGAGAGUUAUUAAUGUGAGCAUUAAGAAAACCCUAGUCCAUUACUGUUAUUGGUUUGUCAUCAAGUGUUCUUGCUCCAACCAUUUCCCUAACAAUUCUUGCCUCACAAAAACAGCAAAAAAAUUGAGAUACCUUACUGAGCAAGUGGGAUCUGUAACAAAAUGUUGUCGUGUGGAGUGUUCCUCUUCAAGGUGCCUGUCAGCCAGCCAUACUCUGCUCCUUUUCAAGUUACAGUGGUACCUCGGGUUACAUACACUUUAGGUUACAUAUGCUUCAGGUUACAAACUCCGCUAACCCAGAAAUAGUGCUUCAGGUUAAGAACUUUGCUUCAGGAUGAGAACAGAAAUCGUGCGGCGGCAGCGGGAGUCCCCAUUAGCUAAAGUGGUGCUUCAGGUUAAGAACAGUUUCAGGUUAAGUACGGACCUCCGGAACGAAUUAAGUACUUAACCCGAGGUACCACUGUACUCCUUUUCAUCCUCCUUUUUCCAUUUCCAUUUCAACUCUCCCCCCACCCACUACUCCCUCAAUUAUUUCUCAUAAGGUUUGGUUUGCAGACCCUUAAUAAUCUUGGUCACCCUUCUUUGCACCCAGUAUUCUUAAAUUGUGGUGCCCAGAACUGGACACAGGACUCUAGGUGUGGUCUGACCAAAGCAGAACAGAGUGGUACUAUUACUGCCCUUGAUCUGGACACUACUGUUGAUGCAGCCUAUAAUAGCAUUAGCUUUUUUGCUGCUGCAUUCCCUUCUUACAUCUCAGCUCCUCUGUAAGCUCCUUUUGCAGCCACACUGGUUUCUUUUGGUGCCUCCCAAUUUUCGUUCUUGUUGGAAUUGUUAGCAUUUGUGCCUAUAGUUUACCUUUAAGAAACUUCCAACCAUUCAGACUCCCUGCUAUUUGAGUAUUUCUGACCAUGUGAUCUCAUGGUGUUUUUGAAAGCAGCCUUCUUAAAGUCCAAAGUGCACAUGUCUGACUGCACUCAGCUUUCCCUUGCCUUUGUAUCAUGAAACCAAGUAAAUGAUUGCUUCCUCCCAAGUUUCCUAGUACUUCCAUUUCAUCAGUCAGUUACUCCCUGUUGGUGAGGACAAGGUCCAAGAUAGAUGAUCCUCUUGUUGCUUCUUCUACCUUCUGGGAAAUGAAAUUGUUAGUGAGGCAGUGGAGGAAUUUGUUACAUUCUUGGCAGAGCUUGAUAUCCAACAGAUAUUGAGGUAAUUGAAGUCUUCUAUGACUAUUAUCUCUUUCUUUUUUGAAUGUUUGGUAAUCUGCUCUAGGAAGGAAUCGUGCAAAUCUUCAGUCUCGCUUGGAGGUCUAUAGCACACCCACAAUAAGGUUACUGUUGUUUCCCUCUCCUACAGUUUUUACUCAUAUAAUCUUUUACAUAUAACACUAUUCAUCCCUUCCUGUUUGGUCUAUUCCUUCUAAACAAGUUGUACCCCUCAGUUUCCACGUUCUAGUCAUGAGUCCGACCCCACCAGGUUUCAGUAAUGUCCACUAUAUUGUAUUAAGAACUCAAAUUCAUCUUGCUUGUUUCCCAUACUCUGUGCUUUGGUAUAGAGACAAGCAGACCAAGUCAUUCCUUCCAGCUACUUCCUUCUUGUAGUUUCCUUCCCUUUAGCAGGUUUCUGUUGCAGGACCUCAGCUUCCUGUGCGUGAGCGAAGCUAUUAUCGCCAGUACCGGGGGUUCUCCUUUCAACUGUCUUCCUGCCCCUCAGGAUUUGGAUUAAAGCUUUCCUGAUCAGGUUCAUGAGACUCAGAGCAAAGACCUUCUUGCCAACCGCUAUGAGGUGCCACCCAUUUCUUGCCUGAAGUCCUUUCUCAAGGAAGCAGAGACCUUUCCUGACAACACCAUGCAUACAAGCCACUGUUUUCCUUCCAGUAUUUCCCUCUUUUCCUGGGCCAUGACAUUCAACAGGGAAUCAUGGAAGAACCACCUGUGCUUCAAGGCCCUUCAGAUUCCUGCCCAGAUUAUAAUAGUCGCUUGCUGUAUGUCAAAGGCUGUGUUGGGCAGUAUUGUUUGUACCCCCAUCAGAAGGAAGGAUUGAGUUUAAUAUUAAUAUUUGACUUAAUGAUUUUGAGUGACAAGAGGGUGUUUGCUAGGCCCAGAGUUCUAAUGUGAUGAAGUAAAGGUGAUGUCUUUCACUAUUGGUUUGAAAGGGGUAAGGAAGGGCCAAGCUUUGGGGUGCAUAACCUCCACCUGCCUGUGUUCCUCAGGUGAAUAUUGCUGGAACAUUCAACGUAAUCCGUCUGACUGCAGGUGAGAUGGGACGGAAUGAGCCCGACUCAGAUGGGCACAGAGGGGUAAUCAUCAACACUGCCAGUGUGGCUGCCUUUGAGGGGCAGGUAAGUCUCAAGCCUCCCCUGCCAGCUGUAUGAGACAAAGGGAAUCCCCUGUGUUACAACACGAAAAAAUCUGAUCAACAAAAGGCAACACGUGGGCAAUAUUUAUUAAACACUAUCAAUUGUUUCUUAAUUCAUAAACAAAAGCCAUAUAAUAUGUGCAAGAAGUCACAGGAAGAACUGUUCUGUUUGCUGUUUGUUGUUGCUGUGCUUACAGCACCACCCGGCUCGUUCAUUCUCAACCAAACUUUGAUAUAGAUAUGAACUGUGGAAAGGCUUUCUGCCUCAGCUUCAGUGUUACUUUGUGGUUACACACCAUUCUAAGCUUGUUGAUGGAAUAUUUAUUUGACUUCUGUUAGUUCAUGACUUCUUGCACGUAUUAUCCCACAUGUUGCCUUUUGCUGAUCACAUCCACUGCCAGCUGGCCUGGUUGGCAACACCCGGCUGACACUACCUUAAAGCAGUAUACACACAGGUGUCCUAUGCGUAGUGCCAUUCUUACAGAAGAGCGGGACCAUAAAGGUCUUUGUUGGAUUGCAACUCCCACCAGCCCCAGCCAGUAUGGGCAGUGGUCAGGGAUUAUGUCUGGAAGACCUGAAGUUCCCCACUUCUUCUGCACAACAUCAGUAGAAUAGUCUAGGGUUAAUAAUUGCUCUGCUUUGUCCCAGAAACAUGGAGACUGUAAGUUACUGAGCAGAGGAAAACAUCUUGUAUCUCAAGCUCGAUAAAACAGAUCAUCAUCAUAUUAAAAUUCAUAAUAAUUCUAUGCCACCCAUGCUCCAAGUUGGGCAGAUGUUGUAUUGACAGGAUUAGCACCAGGUACUCCCACUAUGUGUGCCCCAGCUUCUACUGCACUGUACAAGGGAUGCACCUGACAGACAACAAUGCUUUGCUGGAAUUUCUGGGAGCGCUGUUGCCUUACUUGGGUUGUGUGUACAUAUGUGCCCGUUCUGAAUGUGUAAUGGCAGGGGAGUACAGUAAAAUGGAAUAUUCAUUUCAUAAGGUUAAAAAAAAUCACAGGUUUGCUCUUGGUUCACAAGAUGACAAGAGACUUUGUAUUGAGAGGCAGGGUUUAGGCAUCAAAGCUGAAUUAACUCAAAGAUGACCAGCCUCAAGCUUUGAGGCAGCCAGUGAUUCAGAAAACUUCUACCCAGCAGUAGAGAGAGUGAGAGACUUACAGGUUUGCCUAUGAAACUCGGGCAGGCUUGUGUUCUGCCCUGUUCUCCUAUACCACACUGGUCUGCAGACUAAAGGUGUACCAAGGCUGAGGCAAGGGGCUAUAUAUGUUUUUCAGCAAGGAAUAGAGUAAGGAUUAUCUUGUACCAAAGACACUGGCCAUUGUUAUGUUACCUUCAGAGUUUCCCCACAGCUUUAUAAAAGGUAACCUAACAAUGGCCAAUGUCUGCUCCUGGAUGUUGCUGAACCAUAACCCCCAUCCCUGGCCAUUGGCUGUGCAUUCUGGGUGAGGCUGAUAGGAGCUGUAAUUCAGCAACAUCUGGAGAGCUGAAGUUUUCCCACACUUGCUUAAAGGAGUUUGGAUGGAGGGCUGGGAGGAAAUUUCCCCCCAAACCUGUUUAAGGACUUCCAGUGACUUGCUUUCUACCCCCUCACCUUGCCCCAAUUAAGAGUGACUUCAGAUUACUGCCUGCCCUGCUCAGGCUUCCUAUACCUCUGGCAGGCUUGUUGCAGUGCUACGCAAUCUCCACACCCUCCACAUAUGCAUUUCAGAGAACACUUGUGACUUUAAUAAGGGUUUAGAGCGCCAUUGUUUUUUUUCCCUCCCCAGGUUGGCCAGGCUGCCUAUUCCGCUUCCAAAGGAGGCAUUGUGGGAAUGACACUGCCCAUCGCUCGGGAUCUUGCACCUUUGGGGAUCCGAGUAGUUACCAUUGCACCAGGUAGCACUCCUUCCUUGAAUCUGGGCUUUGGGUAAGGAAGGUGCUCUUGGAGGGUGCUCAAGGCUGUAAUGGCAGGAUUGUAUACUCCACAGAACUUGGUACAGAAUUCAUUAGUGGGGGUAGUGCUAUCUGUAUACAUUUAUGCAAAUUUGCCUUUUCCAUAUCCUAUCCAGAAUAUCUUGCAUAUUUAGUCAUAGGCAUAGGGCUGUAUGUGGCACUGAACUUCUGGAAUCCUUAUUGAACCACCUGUCACAUUUCUGAUUUCAGCAGGUGCUGACCAUGCACUUUUGAACCUAUCUUUGCAGCUGUAAGUCCUAGAAACUCAUUUUAAAACAAAAACUAAGCUUAUUAGGAAGCUAAAUUCUGCACCCAGCAAUGCAUUCUGUGCUCCAGUAAUUGUGGCACACUCACACAGUGCUCUGCUUAAUAGGCAUUGUAAAAGUGUAAAGAACAGAGACUGGGGCAACCCUGAGUGUGCUUUUGUUUUUUCCAGGUCUCUUUGCAACACCUCUUCUGGCAUCACUUCCUGAGAAAGUGAGGACAUUCCUGGCACGGCAGGUGCCCUUCCCAAGUCGUCUUGGUGCUCCGGAGGAGUAUGCCCACCUGGUGCAAUGCAUAGUGGAGAACCCCAUGCUCAAUGGUGAGGUGAUCCGGCUUGAUGGGGCUAUCCGAAUGCAGCCCUGAACUGUAAGCUUGGCCCUGGAAGAGCGAGAGGGUUUGCUUCCCCAUCACAAGUCAGGGAUUGUUUCUCUGCCCACUGGACCAUAAUCAUGGUACUUUUGAAUCUGCUGAUGAUUACAGCUGCCUCCGCUAUGCUUCCUCAGCUGGAAUCUAGGUUAGCAAAAGCAAAUGAUUAACAUCUGGACUAUAAUAAAUGGACUAUAAUGAAUUAAUUGUAUGCUCCUCUUCUCUUGCUGUAUGAGUCUUCUCAUCCCUUGCUAGUGGGACAAUCUAGAAAACCCUAUGCUCUAGUCUUCUAAUCCACUAAUAAGUCCCUGUUCCAAAUUUGCAAUGCAAUCCAGGAGCCCUGUCUCUGUUUUACUACCAAAGACACCUGUGAUUCUGUUUGGUGUUGAUCUUCUUUGUCUCUUUUACUCAGUCUGUGAUGAGGAUAACAUGCAUGUGCAACACACACACACACAAAUCUGAGAGUGAAGGAAAGCAAAGUCUUAUUAAAACAAAUUGUGCAAAUAAAGUAGGCAACUUAUUUCUAAAGCUUUCAAAUUAUUUAGAGCUCUUGGGGGGGGGGAAUAGCAGUAGUAGUGUGGAGUAGCAAAGCAAGUCAGGAAGUAUGAAAGGAAGAGUGGUAGUUAGAGGGGAGUAUGUUAGUGUGGGGCAGUGAAGUCCUAUACCCUGGCUAUGACCACAACCAGUUUAUACUGCCUGUUCUCUGGUUUUUGAAUUAGAAAACUCAGAUACCAGACUUCUGUAGCCAGGAAAAGCUGUGUAUCAGAUAGUGUUGCUGCCCAUGAAAGCUGAGAAUCGCAGUUUAUGGGGGCAGAGUGGCUUUCUGGACUCCAGCCUUAGUCUUGCUACUGCAUAACUGCAAGCACCAGCAAGUAUGGUCAGGCCCUGCUGAAUUUGUUUUUAGCUUGCAGGCAUUAACAUACAAUAAAGGGGUUUUAUUAUACUUUAUAUUGUAUGGCAAUGAUGAUGAGGUGUAUGUUUGUAUACCACCCUUCAUCCAAAGAUCACAAGGCUGUUCAGAACAUAAUGUAUUUUAUAUAGACUUGUUCACUUCUUAGAUAUUUUAUAUUAAGAAUUUAUGAAUUCUUAAAAUAAUCUUUAGUCCCUGUUGAGAGCAAGAAGCUGACCGUGCAGUUUGCCCCAGUGGCUUUGAUCUUGUAUUUCUUGGCUGUUGUGGAUAAGCAAACCAUUCUGAGCUAAACCACCUACAGAUCCCAGAAAUACUAGCACCUGAUCCUGAGGAAAAGCUGUAUAGAGAUGUUCCCUUGGAGUUCCACAUUCUGUUGUUAAGGCACUCUGUUCUGUGAUGUGUGUGCAAAACAAACCACCCUAGCCCCUCACUCUCAUUCUCUUCUCCGAGGACCCAUUCACACAUUAGGGAAGCCAGUUCACUCUACACUUCACUUAACAAUCAUAUGGUAAGACAUUUAUGCAAAGUAGCUUGCCAUGUGGUUGGGCAACAUUUUACACUGGUAUAGACAUCCACGUGGAGCAGUCUUCAGGCAAUAACAUGGAAACUAUGGUCUAACAAACAUCAGUUGCUUUGUCCUUGUAAUUCUACAUUACAGCCAGCAGAUGACUCCCUUUGUAAAUACUGCACAAAAAAUACUUUACUGAAAGCAAAGCCUUCAUUCCAGCCAGAUUUGGAACUGGGUUUGUUUUGCUUCAGUCAGCGGCUGCUAGUGUUAAACUGCAAGUGGUACUGGGCUGUGGGUACAUUGGAGUAGACCUCUUUCUCCAUAUACUGUAAACUGUAAAACAAAGAACAGAAGUGUGUUCAGUGGAAAUGUUUGUCACUUCAUUAGUGCCAAGGAAGAGUCAGCCUUGGCGUCUGUUUUCAGUAGCAGGACGUAACCUAGGAAGAAAAGAUGAAAAUGCCUCUGAAUAUGUGCCUAAUGCAUCUCCCUCACCUCUGGAUCACAACAAAGAGCAGUAAGGAUUAGGGGGAAGAAAGGCAUUGAGUGCAGGUGGUGGUGCUUCUAGACAAAGCUCAGCCUGUCCUUCAGGGUACCUGCAAUUCUCUACCUGAGGAGGCUGCCUCAUUUCCACCUUCCGGGGGCAGGGAGGAAUCUUUCAUCCUUGGCCUACUCACUUGGACUUCUGUGCAUCCGCCAGAUCCUGGUUGUAGGCAUCCAGGCUCUUCCUCAGCUGCUGGCGGAAAUUCUGCUCCUGCUGCUCCAUCUCCAUGGCGGCACGGCCAGCCAACUCCCGCUGCCGGUCCCAUUCAGCCUCCCUCUGCUGCUCUUCUUCCCGCAGCCUCUAAUAGAGUGGGAGAGUAUAGGCUCAGGCAUAAUGCGGCUGAUAGAAGUGAAAACUAUUUCACCCCUGGGUAAAAUCUCUACUCUUGCUACAAACUCACAAGCCACUGUUCUCUCAACCGUUACCUAACCCCCUCAAAUGUUAAUAUGGAGUUGGUACUGUCCUCCCUUACAGGGCUGUUGUAAGGUGUUCUUGAGUUAAGCAAUGUAAAAGCUGAACUGUGAUUUAUAUUUUGUAUUUUGAACUGUGAUUUAUAUUUUAUAUAUAUAUUGAGAGGGAAACAGAACCUUUGUAACAUUCCAGCUGCCUACAUCUGUCACUUCCUACUGGCAUAGGAAAGUACCAUUAGAAGCUCAGAAGGAGGGAAAGAUAAGACUCUGAUCUUUCAUCUGGGAAAGAAACACCAUCCAAAAUUUUGUAAAACCCCCCCCCCAAGCAUAACAGAGGAAUUCAACAUAGCACCAAGUGGGGUGGGUGUGCACAGAACAAGGUCUGCUUGCGCAACAGGACUUCCCAUCUCCUUCCCCUGUGUGCCCCCUAAACCUACUUUGGGGGUUCCUCCAACUCUGCAAAGCAGAUUUAGGGGGUGAUGGGGUCCCACCGCGUGUGCGGCCCUCAUUCCAUGCAUGCAAUAACUUAGUUGAAUCCCACAAUAAGGAAAAUGCUCUUAAAAUGCAUAGACAAGGGCUGUGCUUAGGCCAAUGUACCUGCUGCUCUCUUCUCUCCUACAUAAUGGACCAUUCUUGAGCUUACAAGGGAAAGCAUUCCAUGUUACUUAGCUCCACUGUGCUCUGGACAGGUAAUGGAUUGCCACCUAGUUUACACACACCUUGCAUAUUAUGCAAAGAGUGACUAGUGGGGUGCCACAGGGUUCUGUCUUGGGCCCGGUCUUAUUCAACAUCUUUAUCAAUGACUUGGAUGAUGGACUCAAGGGCAUCCUGAUCAAAUUUGCAGAUGACACCAAACUGGGAGGGGUGGCUAACACCCCAGAGGACAGGAUCACACUUCAAAACGACCUUGACAGAUUAGAGAACUGGGCCAAAACAAACAAGAUGAAUUUUAACAGGGAGAAAUGUAAAGUAUUGCACUUGGGCAAAAAAAAUGAGAGGCACAAAUACAAGAUGGGUGACACCUGGCUUGAGAGCAGUACAUGUGAAAAGGAUCUAGGAGUCUUGGUUGACCACAAACUUGACAUGAGCCAACAGUGUGAUGCGGCAGCUAAAAAGCCAAUGCAAUUCUGGGCUGCAUCAAUAGGAGUAUAGCAUCUAGAUCAAGGGAAGUAAUAGUGCCACUGUAUUCUGCUCUGGUCAGACCUCACCUGGAGUACUGUGUCCAGUUCUGGGCACCACAGUUCAAGAAGGACACUGACAAACUGGAACGUGUCCAGAGGAGGGCAACCAAAAUGGUCAAAGGCCUAGAAACGAUGCCUUAUGAGGAACGGCUAAAGGAGCUGGGCAUGUUUAGCCUGGAGAAGAGGAGGUUAAGGGGUGAUAUGAUAGCCAUGUUCAAAUAUAUCAAAGGAUGUCACAUAGAGGAGGGAGAAAGGUUGUUUUCUGCUGCUCCAGAGAAGCGGACACGGAGCAAUGGAUCCAAACUACAAGAAAGAAGAUUCCACCUAAACAUUAGGAAGAACUUCCUGACAGUAAGAGCUGUUCGACAGUGGAAUUUGCUGCCAAGGAGUGUGGUGCAGUCUCCUUCUUUGGAGGUCUUUAAGCAGAGGCUUGACAACCAUAUGUCAGGAGUGCUCUGAUGGUGUUUCCUGCUUGGCAGGGGGUUGGACUCGAUGGCCCUUGUGGUCUCUUCCAACUCUAUGAUUCUAUGAUUCUAUGAUACUCAUCUGUAUUGCCCAUGUCAGCACAUUCCCACCAUUUUCUGGACACCCUCUUAGUUGAAUUAGUUACGAAGGAACUUGUGUAACUCACAAGCUUUCUUGCUGCAGCAUCAGCUAUGCCGCCACUUGCCUGCUUCUCCUUACACUGCUCCUCCUGUGCUUUCCGCACAGCCUCCACUUCUGCAGAGGUCAUCCCCUUCCAGCGGUCCGUGAUCACAUGGUGUGGGCCCACAAGGCUUUUGGCGAUGUCAGGGUUUUCUGUCAGGAGGUCACCUGUCAGGUGGUUGUAGAUUUCUGCAUAGUUAUUGUCCUGCUCACGCUGCUGGGCCAGACGCUGCUGCUCAGCAACCUCUGCAGCCUGGUUUGGGAAAGGAGUAGAUGGGAUGCUGUUGCAUCUAAAGCCUUGUGCUCAUGUCUUUCUAGCCCAGCCUUUCCCAACUUGGUACUCUCCACAUGUGUGCACUACAACUUCCACUAGCCCUGGUCAGCAUGCCCAGUGAUCAGGGAUGAUGGAAGUUGGGAGUCCAAAACAUCUGGAGGUUGAAGAAUGAUGCAGAUGAAUAGCUAAUUAAUAUAGGAAGGUGGUACCUGGGCUCGAUUAAAGUCAGCUAUUGCCAUGGCUUUGGCCUUGCGACACUCUUCCUCCAAACGUGCCAGUUCCAGGGCUCGUAGGUCCAGCUCUAUCCUCUUUUUGUCCUCCAGGCUGUCUACAAGGAAAGCAGGUGUUCUGGCAUGCAGUCAAGCUAUGUACACACACACACACACACCUGAUCCUCCCAUAAGGCAAAGUGAGGCAGUAGAUUUGGAAUGGCAUAAGAGUAGCAGAAUGGGAGACAGACACUAACUGUUUCAGUAGGGCUUGUGAUGCUGGUAGUAAGUUAAGUGAUGACUUCCUUCUCCAGUUCCAACAGUGGAAGACUGGUCAAGGAGAAACAUGGUCACUGCUUGCAUUAGCACCUGUUGUUGACUAGACAAGCCAGUGCUCUAACUUAACAGCAUACCACUGAGCUAACAGCAGAACAUGAGAAGGCCAUGUCAAAGCAGGUGAUCAGCCCUAGAGUAGGACAGGCAAUUCCCAAUCAUUCCAAGAUACUGCAUGCACCAGCCUGCCCUGCCUCCUUGUGGUGCCAAAAAUAGCACGGGGAUCCGUGGUCGUGUAUGUGCCGAUUGUGCUGGUCUGUGCUCACUUUUGAACAGUACUAGCACACACCUGGCCAAGAAACAUACACCAGAGAGUUAGUUGGCUACUAUGCCUCUAUCUAGAGCAGGGGUUCUUAACAUGGGAUCCAUGGAUUGGCAUCGGGGGGGGGGGGUCUGUGUCAGGCACAAUAAAGAUAAGAAAGAAAAUGUUUCCAGUGCAAUGAAAUAAAUUGUUCGC
This is a messenger RNA of Podarcis lilfordi (Lilford's wall lizard), 12255 nucleotides long. The record is from the annotation of a GenBank genome assembly. Lineage: Eukaryota; Metazoa; Chordata; Lepidosauria; Squamata; Lacertidae.